Molecule: messenger RNA, 1597 nt
Organism: Arabidopsis lyrata subsp. lyrata
Lineage: Eukaryota; Viridiplantae; Streptophyta; Magnoliopsida; Brassicales; Brassicaceae
Product: vesicle-associated protein 4-1-like
Exons: 14
Coding region: 102-1232 (376 amino acids)
Biological process (GO): cellular response to amino acid starvation; regulation of translation
Cellular component (GO): cytosol
Molecular function (GO): protein kinase regulator activity
Source: RefSeq, a predicted model, not a curated record
CAAGGAAUAACCUUAGCACUGCAAUCUGCUGCUGACAACAAAGGACCUUCCUGCUGUUAUGACCUUAUUGAUAUCCCGCGCACUGGCUGAUCCCAACACAUAUGUUCGUGGAAAGAGGAUCAAUGCUGGCAUCUGAUGAAGAGGAAUAUGACCUGGUUCGUGAGGGUGUUGUUAUAUUCACUGGAGCACUAGCAAAUCACUUGGCAAAAGAUGAUCCUAAAGUCCAUAAUGUUGUGGAAAAGCUGUUGGAGGUGUUGAACACACCAUCAGAAUCUGUGAAACGAGCAGUCACAACAUGCCCUUCUCCACUUGUGCUAUCAAAGCAAGAGGAUGCCCCUGCCCUUUUUUUGAGGCUCUUGGAUAAGCUAAUGAAGAGUGAUAAAUAUGGUGAGCGUAGAGGAGCAGCUUUUGGUCUUGCGGGAGUAGUUAUGGGCUUUGGAAUUUCUAGCUUGAAGAAAUAUGGUCUUAUAGUCACUUUGCAAGAAGCACUUAAAUUGACAGAGUUAAAUAGUGUGGAGAAGAAGAAGAAGAAUCUCUUCAGGCUAUGUCCGUUUUGGCAGAGGAGAAGCACCACUUCUUCAUCUUCGUCUUCAACACAGGAUCCAAACCAAAACUACCGUAGCCGCCAUGGACAUCGGAAUACAGAUGUUUCCCCCGUCUCUACACCUUCCUUGACUAUGUCUUCCGUCGCGAGAUCACUUCUUCCAGCUCGCCGUCGUCUCCGACUAGAUCCUUCAAGUUAUCUGUAUUUCCCUUAUGAACCUGGUAAACAAGUGUGUAGCGCAAUCAAGCUUAAGAAUACUAGCAAAUCUCAUACUGCAUUCAAGUUCCAAACAACGGCACCUAAGAGUUGUUAUAUGCGUCCUCCCGGAGGUGUUUUGGCUCCAGGAGAGAGUGUUUUUGCUACUGUUUUCAAGUUUGUGGAACAUCCAGAGAACAAUGAAAAACAGAAGUUGAACAAGAAGAGCAAGGUUAAGUUUAAGAUUAUUAGCCUGAAAGUUAAACCAGGAGUAGAGUAUGUGCCUGAGUUGUUUGAUGAGCAAAAGGAUCAAGUAGCAGUGGAGACAGGGCCUCGAGUGGUCGGGGAGGGUCUUGUCAUAGACGAAUGGAAGGAGAGAAGAGAGAAGUACCUUGCUCGGCAACAAGUCGAAGCCAUAGAUUCUUCGUCCUAUGUGUUCUUUGGUGAUAGAGCCAAAGGAUAUGUUUCGUUACAUAGAAUUGCUCCUUCCUGAGGUUAGAAAGGUUCUUGUGGAUCCAAUUCCCGAGACUUCUAAUCAUUCUCUAAAGAAAGGAUUGGCUGGUAGAGAAACUACAAAUUUGGGGAGAAGGGACAUUGCAAAGUUGACCAAGAAAGCUGAAAAAGGAAAAACGGCAAAGGAAGAGGCAAGGAAACGGCAAAAAAGUCUUUCGUUGGUGCUUCAUGCCCUUGGGGAGAUGGGUCUUGCCAAUCCUGUGUUUUGUCACAGCCAGUUACAGUUUUACAUAUCCAUAUGCUAUAAAGUGAAUGAAUAGAUUUCAGAAACAAUUAUUUUUCAUUCCUCGGCCACUGUCACUGAUACUCCUUAUGUUUAUUUACAUGAAUAUUAUUCUUUUGGCA